UCUAUUCUACCAUUUUGUCAUUUAUGUACCACAACUUCCUUUAUUUUGUUCCUUUGUGCAUUUUGUUCAAUUUAGUGUUACCUUAGUCAGAGGAUACAAUACUAUCCUUACAUAACAUUAUUCUUUUUGUUUUUUUUCUUCUAUGUAGUAACUUAUCUGAAUUCUUCCUAGUCUUCAAUUUUUCCUUUGUCAUUCAUUCCCUCAAAAUCCAGUAAUGGCUCAACAGGAAGAAGGUUGGCCUUUGGGGCUGGGAUUAUUGAAUGCAAGAAUUGGGUUUGUAAGAAACAAUGAUUUCUCUGGAUCAAUAUCCUUCAACACAAUGUUCACUAGUUCUUCCAUUCAUUCAACUGAUUCUUCCUCAUAUCUUGAUACAGAGUCGACAGGAUCAGUCUUCCAUGACAAGAGCAUCACACUUGGCAACCUCUUAGGUACUUCUAGUUUCUUAGAACUGUCAAGGAGAUCAACAAGAAUAAGAGAUAUGGAACCCUCAAAGGAACACAAAAAGAAUCACAAGCUGAAGCAUUGGUUGUUCUUCUCACUAUGUACAAAGUUAACUACUGAUGCAGUGAGUGUGAAUGAUGUUCCUUCUCUUGGUCAGUACCUUGUUGCAGAGAGAAGAGCUGCAAGUACUUACAGAAGGAAUCAAUGUGCAUUCAUUCAUGGACAUAAUGUUUUGUUGCCAGUUCAAGAAUCGAACUCGCCGGUUCUUGGCGGUCGGUCAAGCUGCUCUUAAUUCACCAGCUUCAUUGAGUGAAGAUAGUGGAAGAGAGGCAAAUAGAGCAUUGCAGCAAAAUAAUGGAUAUGGAACAACAAUACCACUUUCUUGUUUGUGUGGAUGAUUCAAAAAGUGGUGACACUUAAUCACUCAUAUUAGUUACUUAGUUGUUACUUCAUAAUCUAACUGUGUUCUCAUAAUUGGUUACUAAGGGAUUGUUUGGAUUGACUUAUUUUAUUUUAGCUCAUAAAAACGACGUAUGACAUAUCUAUAAGCUCUCCAAGAUAGCUUAUAAAAAUUGCUUGUGGCUUAUAUGAAAAUAAUUUGACUUCA
Cicer arietinum (chickpea) is the source of this 1048-nucleotide messenger RNA. RefSeq lists its product as uncharacterized. The record is from RefSeq and is a predicted model, not a curated record. NCBI's taxonomy places the organism in Eukaryota, Viridiplantae, Streptophyta, Magnoliopsida, Fabales, Fabaceae.